UGAUUUACGGGUCUGAUUGAAAAUCGAAUCUUUGUGAAACAGUGAUUUUUCACUGCUCUGUAUCAAGAGAGGAAGAAGGUGAUGGAGAACAAACACCAUACUACCACCGACCCCAGGGGGUUUGUUACCGUCGAGCUGGGCAUGGAGGACCGCGGAAACAUGCAGCAUGCUGGAGCUAAAAGGUUGGACCGGAGCUUAUCAGGAGUUCAGCUUGUCUCGUCUUGGUGGCUGGCACUGUCUCACGAUGCCCCGGAAGGGAUAGGCAUCGCAGGAGUCAAGUACGUCCUGAUGUCUAGGGAGAGCAGAUUGAGGAGACUGGGAUGGUUAGUCAUCCUCAUGGUUGCUAUGACAAUAGUCUCUUAUGAGAUCGUAGACAGGGGUAUUUAUUUCUCAACUGGCCCUCUCUCGGUGAACAUUGCUGUGAAUCAGAGUGAAAAGGAGCUCACAUUUCCGAAGGUCGUCGUUUGCAACUAUAAUAUUUACGUGAAAUCAAAAAUGCAGGCCUUACCAGCAGUCGAUAAAGUUUUGAGGAAUUAUGAGUACCACCACUACGAUCCCAAUAGGACCAUUGCGUUAACACCGGAGGAGGUGUCAGAAGUUAAAGCUACGGACACGGCCCGAUUGUUAGAGCAAGUAGCGCAUGAAAAAGAGCACAUGUUUCUCAGAGCGAAUUUUGCCGGGAAACCGAUCAAUCUGGACGACAUUGUACCGGUAUUUACCAAAGAGGGGCGGUGCUUCGAGAUUAACGACGGUCUCAAUGGUACGGAGCUCCUUAAAUCCAAAGGAAUAGGUAGAGCGUUUGGCAUGACUCUGGUUCUGAACACGGAACAAGAUGAAUAUUACUACAACAAAUACCUGAACGACGCAGCGGGAUUCAUUAUCCAGCUACUAGAUCAAGAUGAAGUGCCUCAAGUAUUAGAGCAGGGGUUUGAUGUUGGACCGGGCACACUUACUUCUGUCGCCAUUAUGGCUACUCAGCAUAUCUAUGAAAAGCCACCUUACGGCGUCUGUGGAGAAAAGAAAGAGAAAUUUUAUGAGAAGUAUUCACAGCAAAAGUGUGAUUUGGAAUGCACGACGGAUUAUGUUGUUGGCGAGUGUGGAUGCAGAACAGCAUAUAUGCCUGGUAACGCAACAGUUUGUGACCCGAUUACCACCGCUACCUGUACGACAUUUAUUAUUGACAAAGGGCAUGGCGAGUAUGAUAACUGCACGUGCCCGAUCGAAUGCGAGAAAAAGACAUUUUCUGCGUCACUGUCAUCUGCCAAGUACCCUUCGGAUUUCCGUGCUAAUCUCUUUGAAGAAUACCUGAAUGAAAGCGUGCUCAACUUUCCCUCUCUCAAACGAGCUGAUAGUUCCUUCAUCAAGGAUAACUUUGUAGCAGUUGAUCUGUUUUUCUCUAGUUUGGGAACUAAUGUAAUAACUCAGCAGGCAUCCUAUACUAUCGUUUCUUUCAUGUGCGACGCAGGGGGUGCUAUGGGCUUAUGGCUUGGCGGCAGUCUCCUGACACUUUAUGAAAUAAUCGAUCUUUGUGGACACUCAUUCUUCUCUACGAGACACCCAUAGUUAAAGUCAUAGACAGGAUGAUGAAAAGAUAAUUGUUUUUUUUGGAAAAAUUGAUUAGAGACCAAACAGAUAUUUGCGAAUAUACAAAAUAACUAGGAACCCGUCGGUCUGCAGUGGAUCUAGAUCCGGUUUGAUAGUGUGAUUGACUUGGUAUGAGAAGCACGGAACAAUCGCGAUAAAGGUUGGGCGACCCCAGCCUGGGGAGAGGGUGAUUGAUGAUCCGAUAUUUUCCGGCAAAUUUAUUUCGAACUUAAAAUUGUUCAUACCCUUAAUACCAUAAUUUUUAACUUUAAAAAGCUGGUGGAAAUAUAUUUGUCCCGAUUUGUGUUUCAUGAGAGUAUGGCAUAUUAAAGCUUACAUCUUAAAGUAUUCAACAAGGUCCCAAUUCAACAAGUCCAUCAUUCAUUCUUGAGUUACGAAAAGCACAAACUUCAAAUCUACAAGCAAUAUGAAGGAUAUUUAGUGGUACACUGUAUUUAUAGAUUUUAGCAAUAUUUGAGCAAAGUUCGGAUUAACUUCAUGAACUCUCUAUUGCUCCUCGCCUCCCUCCCAUCAUCUAUUCGCGAAAUUGACAACCUUGACCACUUAAAAGCUUCACUCAAAACUCACAUCUUCCUUCAGACAUUGAAAUGCUAACUUUAUUGGAGGAGCUCGUGCCUUUGAAUGUUUUUGUGAAACAGAUUAUGGCGCCAUACAAAUGCUGUGAAUCAUCAUCAUCAUCAACCCUAGAUCCCACAGUACUACAGGAACAAUUAUUACCAGUAACUUCAUGGUCAGACACUUUCUUUCAAACUUCCCACGCACGACCAGUGCUCAGUUUUAGGUUCCUUUUUAAGUUUGGUUUGAGUCUGUGAAAAUGUUUUCUUCACCAUCACCAAAAUUCAAGGUUCAGACAUAACAGCACCAACAACAGCAAUAACAAUAAUGAGGCUGGGACUACCUUAAAGCAUUUUAUUACAGGCAUCUGCAUAUUUCUUCAUGGCGAGUAAAAGAUUGUAUAUAAUAUGUUAAAUAACUGAUUUCAAACUCAAUGCAUCCCACGAGGAUGAAGCUUACAUGUGAUAUUUCAGAUUGAAGCCAUAUUCAAUAAUGAAUACAUGUUCUUACUGCGCUGAACAAUUAAGAAAUGCAGCAUAUAUAAGAAUUAUAAUACACCUAUAUAAAAAAAUACUUUGUACAUUAUACCGUCACAUAUAUAAUAGUAA
Molecule: messenger RNA, 2768 nt
Organism: Strongylocentrotus purpuratus (purple sea urchin)
Lineage: Eukaryota; Metazoa; Echinodermata; Echinoidea; Camarodonta; Strongylocentrotidae
Product: acid-sensing ion channel 1B
Exons: 11
Coding region: 82-1563 (493 amino acids)
Biological process (GO): sodium ion transmembrane transport
Cellular component (GO): membrane
Molecular function (GO): ligand-gated sodium channel activity
Source: RefSeq, a predicted model, not a curated record